Molecule: messenger RNA, 6836 nt
Organism: Ciona intestinalis (vase tunicate)
Lineage: Eukaryota; Metazoa; Chordata; Ascidiacea; Phlebobranchia; Cionidae
Source: RefSeq, a predicted model, not a curated record
ACUGAGUUGUGCUUUACAUUAUACGCUUUUCCGUAGCAAUGCGAAGAUGUACUUGAUGACAAGACAAGACGACAUGCAUGCCUGGUUUUAUUCUUACAACAAGAAGAACGGAUGUUUUAUAUUGCCUGCAGUGAGAAGAAUGGCUGUAGCCAAUUGUUGUAAUCCAAACUGAAAACGAGCAACUAUGUCAAUUAGAAGUUUAUGUUUUGUCGUUGUUGUUGCCCUUUCAUUGCAGCCGAACAAAAGUGAAGCGUUCUCGGCGUGGACAAAAUGGAGCAGCUGGAGCGCAUGUAGUAAGACAUGCGGGGCAGGGAUUCGUUUGCGAGAAAGGAUAUGUGCACGAACUAAUAUGACAGGCAGAUGUGCAGGCAGCAAGUUACAACAUGGACGGUGCUACGAAAAAAUAUGCUCGUCAUAUCUUGAUUGGCCCCGAAUUCACUUUACUGGUAAAGUAUUUGUGGACACACCGACUACGAACAAUUACCGCUGCUACUUCGACAACCAACACUUCUGUCCUCAUUGCAACACAUUUCGAAAUGCAUAUGCAUCAAAAAUUAUCAAAUCUAACGUUACGUUGCCCCGUUACAAAUUUAGUUCCAAUACUCCGAACCCGAUGGGAACUGGCCAUUUCUUUUUUCAUGAAACAACAGUUAAAUCAGUUUGUUGGGAAAAAGGGAAACCAUGUACAACAGUUGACCCAAUGGUGAAAAGAAAGGUACACGGUGUUUCACCGGGUCGUAUGGUGGAUUUGGAUGUUGAUUGGCAGUUAUCACCUGAAGUAGUUGGAUAUGAUAUCCAUAUACCUGGUGUCCUCACUGCUCAUAUGGUAGCAGGGAUUUCAAACCAACUGACAAUUCGUAUUUUUGAAACCGGGACAAGUGGCGGGGACAUGAAAGAUCUCGCUUCAAUAAAAAGCAAGCUGGUUCGUGUUAAAUGGAUAGAUCCUUACUUUAAAGCCAAGUUCCGAAACAAAACUUCCUUGUCAAUCAUUUUCACCAUCGAUUUGUUCACCUACGUCAAAUAUAUGGGGAGAAUAUCUGGAACUAUAGGUAUGACGUCAGAUGAUGACCCUGUUAACGUGUUUGGAUCUCGAGUAAUGAAGCCGAACAAUGCUGUUGAUGUAUACGAAGCUCCAAUUAACCUCGAUGUUAAAUCAAAGAUACUGCUUCUGGAUUUGGCAAGUGCUAUCAAAUGUAACGCCAAAGGAAACUUCGCUGUCAAUGACCUCAAGAACGUCGACGUCAUCGUUUAUCCCGUGACUGAUAGUAUCUGUAGAAGUCCCGUGUUUGACUGUUGUAUAAGGUCGUUGAGCUGCGGCAAAGCAAGAGGAUUCCUUUUAACGAUCGGCGGGGCGUUAAACUAUGUGCAGAAAUCACAAGACUGGUACACCACGUACGGAGGAAUCGUCGAAAUUUCAUUAGCUUGGGCUGAUGAACAUAUAUUGGAUAUAUUGGCCAAUAGUCGAUUUGGUUUGGUUUCAAGGUCCAAAAUCAGCGCAAGUGAAAUACUCAAGUCGCCACCUCUUUCCUACACCAUGUUCAGCCUCUUGCCCCAGCAGUCAUGUAAUAUGGAAACUAAAAUCGGUUCGUGCAAACUGGUUAUGUCUGAGUCGCCUUUUGGAAUCAACUAUAAGCCCAUGGGAAGAUUCACAGAGCGAAAAUCUCGUGGGGAAACCUGGGAUAUUCAGACACUUGUGUCUUCAUUCGGUCGGCCGUUACAAGGAGCUAAUCUAUUCGUACGAAACAUCAAGAAGUCAAAAACCCUGGCGUCGUGCACGUCAAGAAAAGAUCCUUGUGGAAUGUAUUUAUCAGUCCCUGCAAAUGCAUUGGACCUCGGGAACACAGUCACAUCUGAUGUAAAUGGGGUUGCUAGAUUGCCGAUUAAAGUCGUACGGAGUCCAGGUUUUCCAAGAAGAUGUGGGAUAGAUGGACAGGUUUAUAUCUUGGGUAUGUUCUUGGAUUACACAUCACAUGGACAGCGAGUGAAACUUGGUGACGGAGGAAUGUUCGUUGCAACAAUGUCAAGCCAAACUGAGCGAUUGAUGAUCAAGCAGUGCGGCAUUGACCGAGCGUUUGGUGCCAUGGGAUUGGCACUGAAAGUUUACGGAUCUCUUCCUGUUUCAACAAUGCAAAAGACGUGCCCUACGUGGGUCGAUGACGUCAAACCAAUAUUUCAGUUUUAUAACAACAUGGUUCCCGUGAUGGCACGUGAUCACAUCAUCGACUUACGUAACGUGCAGGAUGUCAGAUCUAAGCUACGUAUGAUCAAUAUGUCGAUGUUUGAAUACGACUGGAAUCAUCCCAACUUCAUGCCGACCACUCGUGACCUUUCACCUGAUAAGACGGAAAUCGUAAGAAGGUGGCUCGAAUGUGAGAUGAAUGGAAUUACUGGUGGUAUUCCCACACAAAAAACGUCGUUUACUGCUGAACAACAAAACGUAUGUGGCUCAGCACGAAACUUGGAGAAAACAGUGGACGAUCUACGUAGAUAUAUACAAGGAGGAAUGUGGAUCGAACUUUACACCAUCCCACCUUACAUGACCGCCAUGUUUUCAUUGAAGAAGAAUCAUCCCAAAGAAGCUUACUCACUAUUAAAAAGCAUUGUCACCGAAGAAAUGCUACAUAUGUCGCUAAACAGCAACGUACUCAACGCUAUUGGAGGAAAACCAAACCUAACUGAUGAUUACUGGUUGCCUGAUUAUCCUACUAACUUCCCUUCACUGGAUUUUUACCAGAUAAAACCUGAUCUUACUCUCAAACUUGAAAAGUUUUCAACGUCGUUGCUGAAAGAUUUUUCCGAAAUUGAAGAACCCUCCCCACCAAGUGUGCAGAGGAUUUUGCACAAUAUCGCCCUUUUGUGGGGAAAACUGCCCGAAGACGGUGGGGGAAGAUGGAACAGUCGUGAACAAGAUGGCAAAACUGUCUACGAAGAUUCGGCAUCCGGAGUAGAAAAUACUCCAAGGUGGUUGGAAGAUGCUUAUACUUAUCAUGACAACGGCAGGAUUAAUUUACUUCGAUCUUCACAAGAUAACUUUUGGAGCGAGGUGUUUGAAAUAUCGUCACAACUUCUUGAACAGCCAGAUAUAAUGGACGCUUAUUCUAUCGGGGGAUUUUAUGCUCACGUAAUGCUCAAGAUUAUUCAAACUGAAUCCUGUGUUCGUCUCGAAAAUGAAAGCAAGACUAUCUUCACCGGUCUAAAAACCCGACAGCUUGGACCGAAUCAAUGGUAUGGAACCAAGGGUCUGAGCAGUGCAACUUUAUUUCCCGUCCAUAGCUUAAAAUCUGGAAUCGAAGCGCUUAUGGAGAUUGUAUACGAAGGAGAGGGCGGUACCUUGUGUUCUCCUUAUAUGACGUCACUCCCCGACUCAAAUGCAUCUCAGCAGCACGUUGGCGCUCAAGCAUAUACCUCCAACGUUCGGUCUUACGAGGAAAAGUCGCAUUAUGUCAAGUUUCAGGAGAUGAUUAACGGGCGCAAGUUAAAGUUGGUGAAAGUAAAGAGACCGGAAUGGUCAGAAGCCGAUUGUUUGGUAAAACACGACUUUUGUUCCUGUCAAUCAAGCAACAGUUCAAAGUGUCAAGAAUUUUGUUACAAAGGAGAAUCAAUAGCCAUAACCAGCAGAGACGUGUGGCCUGUAUACCAUGUGUAUUAUAUAGGAGGAUCUAAUAGCGGUAUUACAAGGGCAGAUGUCGUACUCAAGGCACAACUUUUGUUAAGUCAUUUCGAUAGGAUAUACACUAAGUUGCUGCAGUGUCUUGAGUCCUCUAUGAAUGGCGAACCCUCAAAAAUGUCAACAUGCAUAGGAAAUAUGUAUGAGCUUGUAACUGCUGGUAAAAAACUUGCACGAACACACAUUUUAAAACCCGAUUCUCCCGAAAAUCGUUUAACUGCAACUCCUAGGUGGCAGUUUGUGAAAGAUAAUUAUCAAUUGAACGGUUUAGACGACAUGAGUGGACCAAGCAACGUAGAUUACUGUUAGGUUAUGUGAAAAGAAUCUACAUUCAUUUCUUUUGAAUCAUUUUUUAAAGGAUUUUAAUUAUAAAUAUUCGUUUUUUUGUUACGUUUUUUUGAUUUCAUCCAAAUCGUUUUUGUUACGAACGGUUUGGAAUAAAUGAUAUGAAUAAAUGAUAUAGUUUACUGUCGGGUUUUAUCAGAAGAUUCUACAUUCGUUCCUCAUCUGAAUCCUUUUUUUACGAACGGUUUAAAAUAUAUGGUAUAUUUUACUAAAGAGUUAUAUGAUGGAUUUUACGUCCGUUCCUAUUUGAUCUGUUUCAAAAUAUUUUACAUUCGUUACUUCUUACCUAUUUUCGACAUCUUUUUUUUAGCGGUUUGGAUGGUAUACAUACAUAUAUUUUACUGUUCUUUGGCAUUGGUUUUUAUAAGAGCUUUAUACGGGCACUGAUGCAAAUAUAUUUACGCAAAAUUAUUCGUCAUUUUCUUGCAAACUAUCACUUACCGAUUUUUUUCCGCGUAUGUUCAAAUAGAACUGAAAUGAGAUCUGUCGAAGCAGUUACGAAAAAUUAGGGCACCAGUAUUGUAUCUUUUUUUGCAAUAAAGACCAAAAAGAUUUAUCUCUUCUUUAUUCACAAAUAUUAAUGUUUACAAAUUUGUCGAUAAAUUUUUAAAAUAAACGAAUAAACUAAAAUAAAAGAUCGAUGGAAGAUGGAAAAUAAAAAAUCAAAUGACAAUUUUAAUUUGACAUCUCGUUUAAUAAUUUGUGUAAUAUGUAACUUUUUUUUCUUCGGAUGGCUGGACAACGACAGUAGUAUCGGGUAAACGCUAAUCAUUUUACACAGUUAGUUCUUGCCUUUUUUAUUUAGGGAGAUUAAUAAAUGUAUACAUAGGAAAAAAAUCUUUUACCCACAAAGUGACACAUACGUGUUAAUAACUGGUAAGCGGGCACAUGGUGUAUAAAACUGAUCAUCCGUGUUAUAACUAAACAGCCAUCGGUUUCGUUUUCUGAAAAGUCCAACACCAGCAACAGAUCUAUGUUGCGCUGUGGUCUUAACACUGAUUCAGUUGGAACGUUUUUCAAGAUAUCCGCAUCAACAAUCGAGAUUGAGGUUUUUAUUGUCGACAUUUUCUUUUUCUUUUUCAUCCCAUGUUUGUCGAUAACAUCAGCUUGCUCUGUAAUCAUUAAUUAAUUAAACACGUAUUUUUACCAAAACGUUGUAUAUAGGUAUAAUUAUGUAAGUAGGCUGGGGUAAAGUGGCCAAUGCUUCCAUUCUCUGAUAGCUGGACAGAAUAUUUACAGAACUGUAUAUAUAUACCAGAAUCACCACAUCUCUAAACAGAGCGUUGUUAAUUGUUGAAAAACAGGAUUGGGAAAUUUACGUCAUCCCCAGUAGAUGAUAGCCGGGAGUUUCAACCGAACAAAUCCACAAACGAGCUUAGCUGGUUGAAAGAUUUUUUAUUUACUUUGUAAUAGAACCUGUUAAUGUUUCGGUAAUGGAUAAUGCAAACCUUAAAUUAUAGUUACAACUUUAGUGCUUGUACAUACUCAUAUUGACCAAUCUGUAUUGGACCGAGGAGGUGUUGAUAGAGACUUGUAUUGAUGAAUUGCGGAAAUUGUCAUGAAGUUCUUCAAGGCUAUAUUGGCAUUGAAUUGACCGCGCGAAAUUUUACGAUAAUGCCGCGUUUUUGGCAUAGAGUAAUAGGUUUGGUAUAAGGUGGUUCUAUAUUAUUAGAACACACGUAUAUUUUAAUAGACCAUGGAUGGCCCAUACGUUUCAAUUUCUUUUAUCGUCCCAACUAGUAGUAAACCAAAAAUGUUCACAGAAAUAUAUAACUGUAUCCCCAGCAUGAUUUUAAAAUACCCUACAGUACAAUAUAAAAGUGCCGUUGGCGAGCGCCAAACAUUAUAUAAAAUUUCGAAUUUAUGCGAGUCAACGCAAUUUCGUUGUUGUGCAGACGUCAUCCCAGUACUAUUUUUUAUGCUGAUUAAAAUGGUUGAACUACACAAUCGCCAAGUUCGUGUAUGUCAGAUAAGCAAUGUCAAUAAAUUAUGCCACACUAAAAUUAUUUGCGACGUCGGCGGAUACACAAAGCACAAAUACCAUGUUAUCCCUAUUUGUUUUCAAGUUGUCUCCCGAAUGUUUUAAGGUCAAUGAUCGCAGUGAUAAACGCCGGUAUAUGUUGCAACAACUUAAUGAUUAACUAACGCCCAAUCCACGACAUUCUGUUUUCUAGGAGCCUUUAUUAGCCCACUUGCCACCGCAUAGAAUUUAUCUACCGUGUAUACUUAAGUGUUUUAAGUUUAUUACCGUAUGUGAGGGUAAAAUGCAGGUUGUUAUUUGCGUGGAUGAAAGCAAGACUGCAGAGGCUGUGUUUAAUUGGUACUUCGAUAACUUGCACAAGCAGGGCAAUGAUGUCACCGUCGUUCACGUUGCGGAUCAACCACAAAUACCAACCCUCGUGUGCUAUGAAAAAGCUGUGUUUCCAAUCGACGAGUUUCAACGGAGAGUGGAAAAAUGUAAAAAGAAAAUGGCCGACAUUAAGUCUAAGUUCUCAGAGUUGGCUCAACAGAAAAACACGCAGUGCAACUUUAAGAUUCAAUUAAGCGAUGGUGGCCCAGCGGGUGAAGUGAUCGUCGCUUUAACGAAGGAAUAUGAUAUUAGCAUGGUGGUACUCGGUACUCGGGGUCAAGGGGUCGUCCGAAGAACAAUACUUGGUUCGGUCAGUGAUUAUGUUGUGCAUCAUGCCAACGUACCGGUUCUCAUAUAUAGAGGCUAAAACUCUAUUUCAAUCUUACCUUUUGUAAAUUGAUUGCAAUCCAAUAGUGUUUUUGUUUUAUUUGGGUUGUGUGAAGAAAAAUAUAGAAAUGCCAUUUUGGCAACGGA